GGCUUGCGAACCACAAACCGGAAAAUGACGGUCUGGAACGCGUAGUCUAACUGGGACAUCGUCACUUCUACCUUGUUGAUUGAUUAAAGGUCCGUCGUCCCGUCUUGUUUCCCUUGUGGAGGACUUGAGGAUCGUCCUUCCGCUAGCCAGCAUCAACCCUGCUGCUUGUCAUCCUCUGAGCUCCUACCAACAUGGUCGGUAAACGAGCUCUCCCCUCCGGAGGAGCCCCCGAACGCAAGUCGUCAACCAUCAGCGUCCGUCCCUCGAGUCGUGGAACAGUCGGCAACCGCAGAGACUUGGAAAGAGGAGCGAGCUAUCACAGUGGCCGAGGUGAUGGAAGUUUGAAUGGUGAUGUGAAUGGCGAUGCUAGACCUCGUCCUCGACUAUGGCAGUUCAAAGAUGCAGCUCGCACGGCGUUGGAGGACAAGAGAAGGAACGAGCUGAAGAAGGCGCUGUUGAACAAUGUCAAGCGGGACGAGUUGGAGGUAUACCGCAAGACGGACGAGGAGUUGAAAGAGAUCAAGAACAAGGGCGUCAGGAAGUUUUACGAGGCACAGAAUGAACGGCUGAAUGACUGGUUGCACGUCGAUGCGAUUGUCAUGGCUGUCGCGGACGAUGUGCUGGAGUCGAUGGAUCCGGAUCCUGAUCGCGAUGGAAUCCGUGAACGGGGUGGUGGUAUCCAAGAUGUGUCGGGGCAUAUUGGAGAAUUGCUGCCGCAGGAAGAGCAGGAUAAACGAGCCAAGGCGGAGAAGAAGGCGCGAUGGGCGAUUAACAUCAAUGUCAUCGCCAACAUCAUCCUGUUGAUCGGCAAGAUCGCCGCGGCGUUCAGCUCCGGCUCGCUGUCGUUGAUCGCGUCGCUCGUUGACUCCGCGCUGGACUUGCUGUGUACGAUCAUCGUGUGGACGACCAAUCGCCUCGUCGCCUGGCGUCUGAAUGCUCUGCAGAGGAAGUUUCCAGUCGGCCGCAAACGCCUCGAGCCAUUGGGCAUCCUGGUGUUCAGCGUCCUCAUGAUCAUCUCGUUCGCUCAGAUCCUGCAGGAGUCCGUGGAGAAGAUCAUGCCGCUGAAGGGUAAAGCCGAGGCCCUGCCGCCUGUCGCCAUCGCCGCUAUGGCCACGACGGUCGUCGUCAAGGGUAUCAUCUGGUUCGGGUGUAUCCCCAUCAAGACGACGCAAGUCCAAGCUCUCGCUCAAGACUGCAAGACGGACGUCAUCUUCAACACUCUCACGCUGGCCUUCCCUCUCAUCGGCUCCGUCGCGGAUGUGUGGUGGCUCGAUCCAGUCGGAGCCGGUCUCCUAUCCCUCUUCAUCAUCUACGACUGGGGUGCGACCUGCUUCGAGAACGUGACCCGUCUAUCCGGCCAAGCGGCUGAUCCGAACCUGGAGAAGAAACUCAUGUACCUCGCGUACCGCUUCAGUCCGGUCGUGCAGGGGUUCAAGAGUGUCACGGCUUACCACGCGGGCGAUGGCGUGUGGGUGGAGUACGAUGUGCUGCUGGAUCCGAAGACGGAACUGUUUCGAGCACAUGAUAUUGCGGAGACGCUGCAGUAUUGCUGUGAGGGCUUGGAUGAAAUCGACAGGGCCUUCGUUACUAUGGAUUAUUCGACGAGUGGGCCUACCGGGCAUGCGAAUAUCAAUUAG
This is a messenger RNA of Zymoseptoria tritici IPO323, 1637 nucleotides long. RefSeq lists its product as uncharacterized. Gene Ontology annotation, molecular function: monoatomic cation transmembrane transporter activity. The transcript has a single exon. Bases 192 to 1637 code for a protein of 481 amino acids. Lineage: Eukaryota; Fungi; Ascomycota; Dothideomycetes; Mycosphaerellales; Mycosphaerellaceae. The record is from RefSeq and is a predicted model, not a curated record. Gene Ontology annotation, cellular component: membrane. Gene Ontology annotation, biological process: monoatomic cation transport; transmembrane transport.